AUGAUGGAUCAGCAUUCCAAGCCGGCGCUCCCGGCUGCCAGCCCCAACGCACGCAACAGCCCCUUUGCCUACCAGUCCAAGUACCUCGAGCGCUCCGCAUCGCGCAGCAGCACCUUUUCGCUCGCCUCGCCCAUCGACAGUACACAGCGCAUCCCAGCCGCAACGCCGCUCCAGCACUCUGGAUCAGUCCGUCGCUUCCCCGCCCCUCACCGUCACACCGCUUCGCUCGAUCCGCAGCGCGCAGCAGAACUACGCGCAGCAGCAGCGGCGGCCGCAAGCGCAUCGCCCACCACCGCAUCCUCCGCACACUUUGGCUCCAACGGCAGCAUCUCCAGCUCCGGCUCCAAUCCUUCUUCCCUCGCAACGACCACUUCGCCAGCAUCCGCCGCCACCUUCAGCAAGGCCACCUUCCCAGCCGCAUCGCGCGCCGCCACUGGUCGUCCCGUCUCCAUGCCUCCCGCACCGCGCGACAACCUCUUCAACUCGGCCACCGUCGGUCGCGCUGCCCGUCCUUACUCGCCCACAAAGGAUCCCUACGAUCGCGCCGUCUCCCCGACCAAAGAGCGCAGCCGCGACUCGCCCCUCUCGUCGCCCAAGAAGGACGACGCCUCCUGGAUCAACUCGCCCUCCACUCCCACACAAGGCAGCUUCUGGAGCCACGGCGCACUCGGCACCAGCGGUAGCGCCGCUCCCCACGCUCCCUCCCAGCUCCACCUCGGAGGCGUCAAGGACCUCAAGCGCUCCAGCGUCGGCGCUCUCAAGAUGAUCAAGAACUUCACCCAAAAGACCGACGACCUCUCCGCCCUCGGCGACCAGCACGGACACACCCGCAUGACUGUAGGCCGCGCAAGGGGCCAGCGAACCCACAGCAUCGACGCCAAUGCCUCGCCACUCGCAAACUCGCUCAACUCGCUCAACCUCGAGCCUACCAUCGACGAGGGCUGGCACAAACCCGGUCGCCCCGGUCGCAUGGAGAGCGAGGACCAGGAGGGCGAAAUCGUCCUCCCCGGCAUCACCACCGGCGCAGAAGACGUCGCCGGCCUCCACGGUCGCAUCCGUCUCGCGCGCGCAGACGGUCCCGGCACCAUGGCGCUCGGCCGCCCCUCGGCCACCACCUCCACCCUCCCCCUCACCAGCUCGAGCAAGUGGAUGGACACCCAGCGCCACCUCCUCCAGGCCUACGAGUACCUCUGCCACUGCGGCGAGGCCAAGGAAUGGAUGGAGCUCCACGUCGGCGAAGACCUCGGCCACGUCGUCGAAAUGGAAAACGAAAUGCGCGACGGCAUCUUCCUCGCCAAGCUCGCAAAGACCUUUGAGCCCAACUGCGUCCCGCGCAUCUUUGUCCACCCCAAGCUCCAGUACCGCCACACGGACAACAUCAACUACUUUUUCAGCUUCAUCAACCAAGUUGGCCUCCCGCACUUUUUCCAGUUCGAGCUCACCGACCUCUACGAAAAGAAAAACUUCCCCAAGGUCGUCUACUGCAUCCACGCACUCAGCCACGUCCUCGCUCGCCAGGGCAGGGCGCUCAAGGUCGGCAAUCUCAUCGGCAAGCUCGAAUUCACAGACGACCAGCUCCAAAAGACUCAGAAGGGCCUCGACGCCUCGGGCGUCGCCAUGCCCUCCUUUGGCGCCGUCGGCAAGGCGCUCGCAAAGGAGAUGAACAUCGAGCCCGAACCAGAGCCAGAGUCCGAGCAGGAACGCAUCGAUCGCAAGCUCAGAGAGAACAUCGAUUCGGUCUUGGCGCUCCAGACCGCAGCGCGCGCCUUUGUCGCUCGUAUGCGCUUUGCAGAUCGCGUCCAGGCCGAGAUCCUUCGCCGCAAGGAAGAGGAAGCCAGGGCCGCUGCCGCUGCGGCCGCCGAGGCGGAGCGCCAACGCCGCGCCGAGGAGGAUCGCAUCGUCUCGCGCUGGGCACCCAUGCUUCAGGCACAGGUGCGCGGCUUGCUCGCCCGUCGUCAGUACCACCGCAAGCACGCCGCACUACACACCAGCACGCGCACCUUUGUCGGCCUCCAGGCAGCCGUGCGCGCCAAGCUCGCGCGCCAGACCCACGUCGAGCGCGUCAAGCGCGUGCAUGGUGCCAACAAUGCGCGCGCCAUCGAGCACUUCCAGGCGUGCGCACGUGGCGCGCUCUACCGACGCCACUUCUUUGCCAGCAUCAAGGCGCUCGACAAGCACGAGACCGGCGUCGUCGGUCUGCAGGCGCACGUCCGCGGCCGCCUCGCACGUCGCGCGUACGAAGACCUCAUCUACCGCCUCGCCGACUCCACCGAAGACGUCAUCAAGCUCCAGGCCGCAUGUCGCUCGGCGCUCGCCCAACAGAAGCUGCUCGCCACCAUCCAGGGUCUGCGCCGCUCCAACCACGCCAUCACACAGGUGCAGGCGCAGAUCCGCGGCGUGCUCGCACGCAAGGACCACGUCCGCAUGCGUUCCGCACUCCAAAAGGUCGAGGUCAAGGCGGCCGUCGGCGGGCUCCAGUCGUUUGCGCGCGCCGCCCUCGCGCGUCGCAAGCACCAGGAGCAGAAGAAGCAGCUCGACUUUGUCACCCCGGACGUCGUCGGCAUCCAGGCCGCCAUCCGCGGCAUGAUCGCACGCCAGGACUACGUCUGGUGGCGCAACCACCUCGUCCAGAGCGAGCCCGUCGCCGUCCACCUCCAGUCGCUCAUCCGCGGCACGCUCGGCCGCCGCCAAUUCUUUGCGCGCCUCCGCCACUACCACGACCACAUGGACAAGGUCGUCAAGAUCCAGAGCCUCUUCCGCGGCCGCCAGCAGGGCGAGCAGUACCGCUCGCUCACCAUGGGCAAGAACGUGCCCGUCGCCACCAUCAAGAACUUUGGCCACCUCCUCAACGACUCGGACGCCGACUUUGAAGACGAGAUCGAGGUCGAGCGGCUGCGCAAGCUCGUCGUCCAGGCCAUCCGCGAGUCGCGCACGCUCGAGUCGGACGUCUCGGAGCUCGACACCAAGAUCGCACUGCUCGUCAAGAACAAGAUCGGCAUCGAGGAAUUGAUAAAGGCCAAGAACGAACGCGGCCUGCUCGGCCAGCGCGAUGCGGCGGCGGCGGUGCAAAAGCGCAACUCGGUGCUCGUGGCUGCCAACGACCCCUUUGCCGACCAUGCGCUCGACCGCGCCUCGCGACGCAAGUUUGAGCUGUACCAGGAGCUCUUCUAUGCGCUCCAGACGCGGCCCGAGUACCUCGCGCGCCUGUUUGCGCGCGUCGGCAAGAUCGACAUGGCGGACCGCGACAAGCGCCAAGUCGAAAAGAUCGUGCUCACGCUGUUCGGAUACGCGCAGAAGGCACGCGAGGAGUUCCUGCUGCUCAAGCUCUUCCAGCGCUGCAUCGACGAGGAGCUCAGCCUGGUCUCGACCGUGCAGGACUUUAUCCGCGGCAAUGCGCAAUUCAUCAAGCUCGUGGCGCAGUAUAAUCGCGGCACGCGCGAGCGCAAGUAUCUGCAGGACGUGCUGUCGCCGCUGGUGCACGACAUUAUGCAGCAGGACGGCCUGGAUCUCGAGACGGACCCGUGCGCGAUCUACCGCGCGACGAUCAACCAGGAGGAGAUGGAGACGGGCCAGCCGUCGCGCCGGCCGCUCGAGGUGGCGUUCAACGAUGCGCUCGCCGACCCCAUGGCGCGCACCAUCUUUAUUCGUCACUUGCAGUCGCUGCGUGCCACCACCGAGGCGUUCCUCUCGGCGAUCGUCGCGUCGACGCGCAAGAUGCCGUAUGGCGUGCGCUACAUUGCGCGCGAGGUGUUCCGUGCGCUGCAGGCCAAGUUCCCCGCCGAGCCCGAGGAGGCGCUGAUCAAGGUCGUCGGCCACCUGGUGUACUACCGCUACCUCAACCCGGCCAUUGUGGCGCCCGAGGGCUACGACGUGGUCGACACGAUCGUCGGGCCGGUGCAGCGCAAGAAUCUGGCCGAGGUGUCCAAGAUGCUCACGCAGAUCGCCGUGGGGCGGCUGUUUUCGGACGACAAUCCGUACCUGCAGCCGCUGAACGAGUACGUCUCGCAUGCGGCCGAGCGGUUUACAAAGUGGCUGCAUGCGGUCAUCGACUGUGCCGACGCCGAGAUGCAGUUUAGCGCCGACGAGUUCCUCGACCAUACCGUGCAGCAGAAGCCGGUGAUCUACAUUUCGCCCAACGAGAUCUACUCGAUGCACGUGCUGCUCACGCAGCAGCUGGAGCAUCUGGCGCCGCAUGCGGACGAUCCGCUGCGCGUCAUCCUCGGCGAGCUGGGUGCGGCGCCCGUGUCGAAUACGCAGGAGCUCAACUCGGCGCGCGAUAGCGAGAUCACCUUUGAGCUCGUCUCGCGCAUGGCGACAUUGCAAGACCCGGAGGCGGAGACGAAAGCUCUGUUUGUCGAGACCAAGCGCUUGGUGUUGUCGCUGCUCAAGGUGCAGUCGGGCAAGACGCUGGUGGAUGUCUUUGUCGCACCCGUGACGGAUAAGGAGGAGCUGCAGUGGGAGGAGAUUGUCUCGCUCGAGGUCGCCGCUGAGCGACAGCGGCAGCGCGGGCAGCGACCUCCUGGCAUUCCGCUGUACGGAGGUGCGGCAGGGGGGAGGUUGGAGGAUGUGCGCCGGUUGAGUUUCGCCGAGCUCAAGGCGCGCACGCUCGAAAACAUGCUUCAGCUCGAGCAGCUCGGCAAAGUGUCUCGGGCGAACAAGUACCAAGACAUGCUGAACGCCAUUGCGAUUGACAUUCGGAACAAGCACCGAAAGCGGAUCCAGCGGUAUAACGAGAAGCAAGCCAUGCAUGCGACGCUCAAGACGCUGGGGGAGAAGAAGUCGUACCUGGAAGAGCAGAUCCACUCGUACCACAGCUACAUCGACGCAUCGAUGCAGACGAUGCAGGGCAGAAAGGGGAAGAAGAGGUUUGUGCUGCCGUUUUCACAGCAGUACUUCCACCUGCGCAGUCUCAAGCAGAACGGUGGCAAGGUGCCCAAGUUCGGCUCGUACAAGUACUCGGCUGCGAAGCUGCUCGAAAAGGGCGUGCUUGUUUCCAUCGAUGGCGUCGCGAAGACCCCCGCCACGGAUGCAGCAGCGGGCGGUGGGGGGGAGGUUAGUUUGACGAUUUCGUCGGAUCAGGCGGGGGUGUUUACCAUCGAUGUUGUCAAUGGCCCACACGCGGGGGUGGCCUCGGAUUUGAGGAUCGAAGACCUGCUAGAGGCGCAGUUCAACAACGCCACGAGUCUGGCGGUGCUGGAUGGGACGGCGCAAGUCAACGUCAACCUGCUCGUCCACCUCAUCAACAAGAAGUUCUAUGCCUAG
Molecule: messenger RNA, 5262 nt
Organism: Moesziomyces antarcticus
Lineage: Eukaryota; Fungi; Basidiomycota; Ustilaginomycetes; Ustilaginales; Ustilaginaceae
Product: Ras GTPase-activating protein
Exons: 1
Coding region: 1-5262 (1753 amino acids)
Biological process (GO): regulation of GTPase activity; regulation of actin cytoskeleton organization
Cellular component (GO): cytoplasm
Molecular function (GO): GTPase activator activity; protein binding
Source: RefSeq, a predicted model, not a curated record